GGACUAGGGGUAUUCUCCGAGAACAGAGACAAACUCAAAAAGGGAAAUGGGCAGUGUGGUAAGUUCAAGGGGAGGGGAGGUAUGUAGAUGAAACAAGAAGGAUAAGCUGAAGGUUGUUCGAUAGGGAUAGCGAUUCUUGGGGUUGUUACUUUCUGUGUUCUGUGUGGACAGGUGGGCAACGGGAUGAUGUCGGCACGAUGAUGGAUGACGAUGGGGGUGGUGGGCUCGAUUUUUUUUCUGGGUCAAUGGCCGCUGCCACUACCUGUUCAGGCGCUGGUAAGCAAACGGCAACUUGUAGCCUUUUCCUUUCCCUCGCCUCAAUCCGCAAGGGCCGAGGAUGUCGACAGCCAUGCAAACAAGCGUUUGGGAUGCGCACUGUUUCGCGCACCCCCACAAAACAGGCAGUGUGCUGAGCGGGCGUGUCCGUUGCGGCUAGAGAAAUGCUGUCCUUGUGGGUUCCUCUUUUGCAUGAGUGAUUUUCGCCAUUGGAACGCUUGUACUUUUCCUCAAGGCGCGACUCCCCACGCGGUUCGCUUCUCUCGCUUCACAGGGAACUAUACCAGGAACAAGAGGGCUAUUGCUUUUUCUGUGAUUUGCUCUUUGCGGUUCGCAGGAACCCUCUGGCCCGGUUCCUGUUCGAGUUGCGGCCAAAGACGAGGAUGCAUGUAAGACAUUGACGACAGAGUGGCUCAGGCAGUCGGUCCUUUGGACCCG
Messenger RNA from Bipolaris sorokiniana ND90Pr, 714 nucleotides. RefSeq lists its product as uncharacterized. The coding region runs from base 205 to 669 and encodes 154 amino acids. Lineage: Eukaryota; Fungi; Ascomycota; Dothideomycetes; Pleosporales; Pleosporaceae. The transcript has a single exon. The record is from RefSeq and is a predicted model, not a curated record.